CUUUCUCUCUCCUCUCCCUCCAUUGAAGAAGCAAGCAGCAGGCAGCACACCCGAAGGAUAAGGCAUGCGUCGUCGCCAUUGAAGUUCUCCCGAUAUCGCGUUUGCAGAUAACGGACGGACGGAGACGGAGAAGAGGAAUGGCCGCCGCCGCGAGUGCUCUGAGCCUGAUAGGAUCGUUCAGGGGCCUCUCCCUGUGCUCGAGCUCUUCCUCCUCCUUCGCCAGGGGCGACGCCGCGCCCGUGACCGCCGGCGCCUCGAGGCUCUCCAUCUCGCGCCCGGAGAAGUUCCCGCCGGCCACCAUCGAGUGCGCGCACAAGAAAGGGGCCGGCAGCACCAAGAACGGCCGCGACUCCAAAGGCCAGAGGCUGGGCGUCAAGAUCUACGGCGACCAAGCCGCGAAGCCCGGGGCUAUUAUCGUGCGCCAACGUGGCACUAAGUUCCAUCCUGGAAAUAAUGUGGGACUUGGCAAGGACCACACCAUCUUCUCUCUGAUCGAUGGACUAGUCAAAUUUGAGAAGUUUGGGCCCGACAAGAAGAAGAUAAGCGUAUACCCAAGAGAAGUUCAGCCCGAGAACCCGAAUAGCUACAGAGCACGAAAGAGAGAGUACUUCAGGAUGCAGCGUGAACGGAAAAAAGCUAGAAGGGAAGGCAUUGUAGCUUCACCCCAGCUAGUGUUAGCUUCAGCUGAUGAUACUGCAGAAAGCAAUCCAAAUUGUUGAUACUGCGACACUUUAAUUCCUUUUGCAAUCAAGGCUUUCUUUCAAGCUGUACAAUGAUCAAAAGUUUAACUAAUCAAAAUUCCUUUGUUUAUGAUCU
Eucalyptus grandis is the source of this 816-nucleotide messenger RNA. RefSeq names its product 50S ribosomal protein L27, chloroplastic. Gene Ontology annotation, molecular function: structural constituent of ribosome. Gene Ontology annotation, cellular component: ribosome. Bases 138 to 719 code for a protein of 193 amino acids. Gene Ontology annotation, biological process: translation. The record is from RefSeq and is a predicted model, not a curated record. The transcript is spliced from 3 exons. NCBI's taxonomy places the organism in Eukaryota, Viridiplantae, Streptophyta, Magnoliopsida, Myrtales, Myrtaceae.